Molecule: messenger RNA, 2289 nt
Organism: Coffea eugenioides
Lineage: Eukaryota; Viridiplantae; Streptophyta; Magnoliopsida; Gentianales; Rubiaceae
Product: putative late blight resistance protein homolog R1B-16
Exons: 1
Coding region: 1-2289 (762 amino acids)
Biological process (GO): defense response to other organism
Molecular function (GO): ADP binding
Source: RefSeq, a predicted model, not a curated record
AUGGCUAACCUGGCAGCCCCCAAGUUUUCCCUGAAUGUAGGCGGUGCAUCAUCUUCAGAAGCUAAUUCUGAAAAUUUUGAGGCACUGACAGCUCGCAACUAUGAGGCUGCAGGUGAAGUUAUGAACCCCAUUGACUAUGUGGAGCUGUUUGAGGAUGAAGCUAAACAGAUAACAGAGGAACUAACAAAUGGUUUGACACAGUUGAGAAUGCUCUCUAUUGUUGGAAUGCCAGGAAUUGGUAAGACAACAUUAGCCAAUUCCAUAUACCAGAGUCCUUUAGUUCCUCUGCACUUCCAUGUUCAUGCAAGGUGUUGUGUCACUCAGUUGUAUCAAAAAAGAAGAUUGUUGCUGGAAAUUCUGCAACAAGUUAAUGCAAGAACCGAGCCAAGACAUGGAUUGACUGAUGAUGAAUUAGCAGAAGAGUUGUAUAGAAGUCUGAAGGGGAAAAAGUAUGUCAUCUUCUUUGAUGAUUUGUGGGAUACCAGGCUGUGGAAUGAUAUGAGUACCUCUUUCCCAGAUGAUAAUAUGGGAAGCAGAAUUAUGUUCACAAGCCGAUUUCAUAACAUUGUGUCACAAAUUGAACGUAAGAGUAUUACUUAUCCUCUCAAUCCCUUAUCAGAGGUUACUUGUUGGAAAUUGCUGGAAGUGAAGCUUUUUCAAAAAGAAUGCUGCCCUCAAGAACUUUUGGGAGUUGGAAUGCAAAUGGCUAUCAAUUGCAAAGGCCUACCACUUGCUGUGGAUUUGGUAGUUGGUCUGCUCAGAAACAAGGAGAGAAGACAAGAUUGUUGGGAACAAAUUGCAAAUAGUUUAAAUACACACCUUCUUGCAGAUCAACAGGGUCGAUGCUGGGGUAUACUAGAACUCAGUUACAACCAUUUGCCAAAUCAUUUGAAGCCAUGCUUUCUCUAUUUCAGAGCAUUUUCUGAGGAUGAAGAAGUUCCGGUAUCUGAGUUGAUGUGGUUAUGGAUUGCAGAAGGAUUUGUUCAACCACAAAAAGACGAGAAAGGAAGCUUAGAGGAUGUAGCUAAGAAGUACUUGAGCGAUCUAAUUGCUAGAAGCCUCGUAAUGAAAACCAAAAGAGGAUCUCUUGGUGGAGUCAAAGCAAGCCGCAUUCAUGAUCUACUGCAUGAUUUUGUCUUGGCAAAAGCUAAAGAAGAGUGCUUCAUGAAGGAAAUAAAUGGUUAUGAGCAUUUGAUUUCACCUUCUUGUGUCCACACAAUGUCCAAGCCAUACCGUUUGUUUGUCCAUUCCAGGUGGAUGGAUGGUGCUGCAAUAACAAAGCCUUCUGCUGUUCGCGUCCGCUCUCUGGUAGUCUCUCGAUUUGCAGCUUCAUGUCUAAAAUCCAAUUCAUUUGCUUUGCAAAAUUUCAAACUUCUGAGGGUGUUACAACUUUCAGACAUCAAAACUGACUGCUGGACUAGCGUAUUCUGCCUGUUUCAUCUGAGGUUCUUAUCACUCGAAACUUACUCAUAUAUGAUCCCACCAGAAAUAAGCAAUCUCCAGAGCCUGGAAACUUUUCUUUUGAGGCUGAAAAGAUACGGAGAAAUUGAAUUACCAGAGACUAUUUGGGACUUGGUGAAACUGAGACAUUUCAAGAUAUGGGGGUCAUCCACUUUGCCAAAAUACAAUCUGGAGAAAUUCUUCAAGUUUGAUAAUUUGCAAACACUUGCGACUCCAGCCUUUUGUUGUGGAGAAGAUACUGAGAAGAUCUUGAGAGGCUUACCUAGUCUUCGAAAGUUAAGUUGCAUACUUCUGGAUUCAUGGGAUAAUUCUUUGAAAUGCAACCGCUUUCCAAAUUUGGACUUCCUCACGCGACUUGAAUCACUCAAGGUGGAAUACAGUGGUGAGGUGCAACAACGUUGUGAGUUCAACUUCCCCUCGAAUCUCAAAAAGUUGACUCUCUCAAGGUUCUUCUUACCGUGGAGUGAAAUUUCGACCAUUGGAAGGCUACCUAAUCUUGAGGUUCUCAAAUUACUAUGCGGUGCAUUUGAAGGGAAAUUAUGGGACAUGACAGAAGGUGAGUUUCUUGAACUCAAGUUCUUGAUGUUGCAGAAUUUGAACAUUGCUCAAUGGAAUGCCUCAGAAGGGGAUCACCUUCCUUGCCUUGAAACACUAGUAUUGGCUAAUUGCAAUCAACUUGAGGAGAUCCCUUCUUGUUUAGGUGAUGUGCUAACGCUAGAGAAGAUUGAGUUGCAACAUUGCAGACGCUCUGUUGAGAUAUCCGCCAGGACAAUUAAGGAAAAACAAGAGGAAAUGGGAAAUGAGCAGUUUGUUAUCACCCUUAAAUGA